Molecule: messenger RNA, 2100 nt
Organism: Solanum dulcamara
Lineage: Eukaryota; Viridiplantae; Streptophyta; Magnoliopsida; Solanales; Solanaceae
Product: RNA pseudouridine synthase 6, chloroplastic
Exons: 10
Coding region: 81-1517 (478 amino acids)
Biological process (GO): pseudouridine synthesis
Molecular function (GO): pseudouridine synthase activity; RNA binding
Source: RefSeq, a predicted model, not a curated record
AUUUCCAGAAAAAUCUUUUGUCUCAAAAUCCUGCAACAGUAUCAGUUUCGUCAAAACCCUCCAAGAACCCCCCAAAGACGAUGAGUUUCACUCCAAUGCUCAGCAACAGUUUGAUUGGUUCUCGAUUAUGGAGCCCAAAUUGGAGAAAUGGGUUUGUCCUCCCUUUCAAUAUGGUCCACACAUUUGCCUCAAGUCGUAGCCGCCUGCUCAAGAACAAGAAUCACUACAAAAGAUUGGUCCUUUCUUCCUGCAGUAGAAUCUUCAGCUGUCAGUCCACUGCUUUGUCUGAUAUCAAUUCAACUUCUUACGCUGUUUCCUCAAAUGGCCACCUUAGAUAUGGACGCUUGAUGCCAUGCCCUUUGCAGAACGGCCCACCAAGGGUUGAGCAUCUUGUCGUCACAAAAGAAGGGCCUGUUCUAGCAUAUAUUUGUAAAGCUUUGGAUCUUCCUCCAUUAUAUGUGGAAGACCUUAUACAGUUUGGGGCUGUGUAUUACGCACUUGUAUGUCCUAAGCCUCCUACGACUGCCAGUCCUGAGCAAAUUAAAGUGUAUGAAGAAGUUACAGAUCCAUCAAUUUUGAGAAAGAGAACUUCAAUCAAAGGGAAAACUGUACGUGAAGCUCAGAAAACUUUCCGAAUAACUCGUGCUGAUGAAAUUGUUGAAGCUGGAACCUAUUUGCGGGUGCAUGUACACCCUAAGCGCUUUCCAAGGUGCUAUGACAUUGACUGGAAAUCUCGUAUUAUUGCUGUAACCGACGACUAUGUGGUUCUAGACAAACCUGCUGGUACAUCUGUAGGAGGAACUACAGAUAACAUUGAAGAAAGCUGUGCUACAUUUGCUACUCGAGCAUUAGGAUUUUCAGCUCCACUGCUGACUACCCAUCAGAUUGACAAUUGCACUGAAGGAUGUGUUGUGCUGGCUCGGAGCAAGGAGUACUGUUCAGUAUUUCAUGGAAAAAUCAGGGAGAAGAAGGUCAAAAAGCUUUAUCUUGCUCUUGCUGCUGCUCCGGUUCCUGUUGGAAUACUUACACACUACAUGCGUCCUAUUAAUAUGGCCCCAAGACUUGUUUCUGAAGAUUUUGUGAAAGGAUGGUUGUUAUGCCAACUUGAGGUCUUAGAAUGCAAGAAGGUACCCUGGCCUAGGAGUGAAAUCCAGAGGACAUAUAACCUUGAGGGCUGUGGAUGGGCUUUGAAAGACUUUGCAUAUGAGUGCCAAAUCAACCUUCUAACUGGUCGGACUCAUCAGAUUCGAGCACAGUUAGCUGCAUGUAGUGCGCCAGUGGUAGGUGACUCAAUGUAUAUGCCAGCUGCAAUUGCUGAAAUGGUCAGUCCUGGGAGUAAUCCAUUUGGGAAGAACAAAAAACUAUAUACAAACGAAAAUGAUAAAUCACUUGCAAUAGACGAAUGGAUAGCACAACAUGGGAAGGAACCUAGUGUUGCUGUAGGUCUUCAGGCAUGCCAGAUUUCGUGGGACGACGGCAAGCACUGUUAUGGUGCCAGAUUGCCCUGGUGGAGGUAGAUAAAGAUUGUGCUAAUGUUUAAGCCUGGCUUCAUCAGAAUAAUAUGGCAGGCCUGACAUUCUUCAGUGCAAGCUGAUACUCCUUUAUAUAUCAAUAGCAACUGCCUGUGCUGGGAUCAUAUUGUGAGCUUCAAGGAAAAGGCUCACUUACUGAUACCUUGUGUAGCUGUGGAAUAGUCUUGAACUAUGAAUAGGUGGGUAAAAUACCGGGAUGUUGAAGAGGAAUUCACGAUACAUUUGUGUCAUUUGAAGGUACUCCAUACCUUAUCCUACUCUCGGAGUUUCUGAAGCAACGGUCUGCAGAUAUGGCAGUCUUCCCUUGGCGUAGAGUUAAACCCCUUUUGAACGGUGGCUUUUACUGUAGUAGUAGAGCAUGACGUAAAUAUUUUUAGGCUCAUGCUCUUUUUUUUUUGCCAGUUUUCAUGUGUCAGGCAGUAAUUAAAAUUAUGCUCUUAUAUUCUUUUUAAAUAGAGAAGCAUUUUUGGCUGAUGUUGUAACACCAACUUUCUGGAGAUAACAGCCAAAUCAUGGAGGAUAUAGUGUCAAUGAGUUUGGUAUAAUAGUCGAUACUUCUUGCAUAUAA